Molecule: messenger RNA, 3396 nt
Organism: Hermetia illucens (black soldier fly)
Lineage: Eukaryota; Metazoa; Arthropoda; Insecta; Diptera; Stratiomyidae
Gene: aralar1
Product: calcium-binding mitochondrial carrier protein Aralar1
Exons: 14
Coding region: 368-2443 (691 amino acids)
Biological process (GO): malate-aspartate shuttle; L-glutamate transmembrane transport; aspartate transmembrane transport
Molecular function (GO): L-aspartate transmembrane transporter activity; calcium ion binding; L-glutamate transmembrane transporter activity
Source: RefSeq, a predicted model, not a curated record
UGGAGCCACAGUAGAGGCCUUCUCAACGCAGCCAAGCGACCAACUUACCCACCUAAGAAUAAAACGGUGAUAGCUCCCGCGAGCCCAUCCACCUGUCCGCUUUAUCGUAUUAAUAUCCAAUUAUUUUUGCCGUAAUUAGUAGCUCUUCGGUAGAUUUUUGUGUUUCCUUGAUAGGUUCUAUGAAGUAUCUCAUAGAAGAAGAAUAAUUCUGUUUCCUAUGAUUAGUGCGCGCACCGGAAAGUGCAUCUUUGGAGUAUCCGAAUCUUGUUAGUGAUAGAAAAAGUGGUAAAGUGCAGUGUGCCAAAUAUAGUUUUUCGAGAAUCCUAGAUCUAGUGGACAACGAGAAAAAUUACAUUCGCCGAACGAAAUGCCCCACACGGGAAAAAAGGAGGGUCCAUCACAACUGAAACGGGCGACUUCCGAGAAGCUAAAACAAGUUUUCCUUCGAUAUGCAUCAGUGGAGAAAAAUGGAGAGCACUAUAUGACCAGCGAUGACUUUGUACGCAAAUAUUUGAAAAUAUUUACGGACUCUGAAUAUAAUGAGGAAUCGGUAAAACUGCUGGCUGGCAUUGCAGACACAAGCAAAGAUGGACUCAUAUCAUUUGCUGAGUUCCAAGCAUUUGAAGGACUACUUUGUACGCCGGACGCACUCUAUAAAACAGCCUUUCAGUUGUUCGACCGGAAAGGAAAUGGAACAGUGGCCUAUGAGGACUUUGUCGACGUCAUCCAGAAAACUGAAUUACACACAAAUAUUCCAUUUACGCUCGAUGGACCUUUUGUUCAACGGUACUUUGGAAAAAACAAACAACGACUCAUCAACUAUGCUGAGUUCAGUCAGUUUCUCCAUGAUUUCCAUGAAGAAUAUGCUCGCGAUGCAUUCGUGACAAAAGAUCCCUCCGGAACAGGAUAUAUUUCACCGCUAGAUUUUCAAGAUAUCAUGGUGAAAGUUAAACGGCAUCUAUUAACGUCCGAAGUUAGAGACAAUUUAGUAGCAGUAACAGAAGGCCACAAAGUUAGUUUUCCGUAUUUUAUGGCAUUUAAUUCACUUCUUAAUAAUAUGGAAUUGAUUAAAAGGGUAUACCUUAACGCGACGGGUGGUAGUCGUACGGAACCUGUUACUAAAGAUGAAUUAUUACAUUCGGCGCAAACAAUGAGUCAAAUUACACCACUGGAAAUAGAUAUAUUAUUUCAAUUGACAGGGGUUCUACAUCAAACAGGGUGGUGGAAACGUAGGAAGAUUGAUAAGAAUAGACGAAUUGUUUACAACGAUCUAAAUGACAUUGCUCCAGAACAUUACAUUAAACACAUUACGACACGUCUGGCUGAAUACAAAGCAGUUUCGAGCCCGGAAGAACGUUCUAUCUUGAUUCAAACUCUGGAGAGCGUUUAUCGGUUCACUUUGGGUUCCGUUGCCGGCGCUGUUGGUGCUGCAGCAAGUUAUCCAAUCGAUUUGAUUAAAACUCGCAUGCAAAAUCAAAGGGCGGGCUCGUUUGUCGGUGAAGUAGCUUACAGAAAUUCGUUCGACUGUUUCAAAAAGGUUAUUCGUCAUGAAGGUGUGCUGGGUCUCUAUCGGGGGCUUGUUCCACAACUUAUGGGUGUAGCACCAGAAAAAGCUAUAAAACUGACUGUGAAUGACUUCGUCCGUGAUAAAGUAUCAGAUAAAAGUGGAAAUAUAACAGUUUAUGGAGAAAUUCUUGCUGGUGGUUGUGCAGGAGCAUCUCAGGUUAUUUUCACCAAUCCUUUAGAAAUCGUAAAGAUUCGUCUGCAAGUUGCAGGAGAAAUUGCAAGUGGCGAGAAAGUCCGUGCCUUAUCAGUUGUACGGGAAUUGGGGUUAUUUGGAUUAUACAAAGGAGCCAGAGCAUGUUUUCUACGAGAUAUUCCAUUCUCCGCCAUCUACUUUCCUGCUUAUGCACAUAUUAAAUCUGCAGUGGCAGACGAACAGGGGUACAAUCAUCCACUUUCGUUGCUCGUCGCCGGUUUCUUGGCUGGUGUGCCUGCAGCUGCUUUAGUUACACCGGCUGAUGUUAUUAAGACCCGACUCCAAGUUGUGGCGAGAACCGGCCAAACAACGUAUACUGGUGUUCUUGAUGCUGCAAGAAAGAUUUUCGCAGAAGAAGGCCCUCGGGCGUUUUGGAAGGGAACUGCAGCUCGUGUAUGCCGAUCGUCACCUCAAUUUGGUGUAACUUUGCUGACUUACGAAAUCCUUCAACGACUCUUCUACGUUGACUUUGGUGGAUCACGACCAACAGGCUCGGAUGUCAAGACACAAAUAGAACCAAUCACAGCAUCGAAGACAUCAAAUGUUGAUCAUAUUGGUGGCUACCAAGCGGCGAUUCCCAUGUUGAACGGUAUCGAAACAAAGUUCGGACUGUGUUUACCACGCUUCACGUCUACAUUUAGAUUGCAACAUGUUACUUCUCCUAAGUCGGCAAGCGGCUCAUGAUAAGCUUAAAUGAGAUUCUAUUUAUCGUUUUACAAUCAAUACAGUAAAUGGAGUAAAGAAAGUUUAUAGAGUAAUCCCAAAUUAUGAAUUAGAAAAUAUGUUUUACAAAAGUAAAUCAUUGAAAUAAUAUAAAAAGUGGAAAUAUUUGUCAUAAAUAUGUUUUGUUCUGCCGAAUAUAUGUAAAUUUCCUGUAACGAAUUUUUAGUUCCUCCGUUACUGUCACACUUUUAAAUUUUGCUCUGAUCGCUUCUAGCGUUCCUUUGCCAAAAACGCACAAUACAAAAACUAUUACAUCUUAAUAUGAACAAUGGUAUGGUUUUAUUUCAAUUUCUUAAAUGCUCAGGAUGCUAAAAUUAGUCAAAUCAAGUUAGCUUUCUUCGAAAGCGCUCGUUAAAACGAAGAGAUUCUUCGAUAUGUCUAAAAAAUAAGUAGCAGAAACGAAUUAAAAUAACGUUUUAAGACUCCCAAUUCGUUGUUACUAUUAGUUCUACACGUAUUCGUUAAGUUUAUAAAUGAAUAUCCUUCACGAAAGAAGUUUUGGAAACCGUCUAUUUACAACUUCCUUUCAGAUGAAACAUACAAUGCAGCUUUGUUGAAAUUGGAACAGAAAACAAUUCGCACAAGUGUUUAUUGAGUUUCUCGUACAGAUAAUGAUCUGGAAUAACUUUCAAAGUACCAUAUGAAAUGUGUAUGUAUAUGAAACUAUGUAAUCUUUUAAGAUGAAAAUAGAAUAAUUUGUAAAAAAUGUUAAACUGCCUUCCGUGUUAUGAAUUCUUCUAAAGUGGAAUGAAAAUGAAAAGGGAUAGAAACAAAUGAAAUAAGAAUUAUUAUGGACUUUGUUAAAAAUUUUGUGUUAUUUAUCUAAGUGCGUAGCAUAUCUGACAUGUGAUAGCAAGCAGGUAUUAGCUUAUGAGAAAUGAUUUUUUAUUAAAUAGAAAGAGUGAAAUAUUUUA